AUGGGUAGGCGCUGCUGCUGGCGGCGACGCGUGUCGGUGGCCGCGUGUCUGGGCGCCGCUCUCCUGCUCCUGUGCACCGCGCCGCGCGCCCUGCGUUCCGCAUUUCAAAACAAGGCCCUGGGCUCCAGCUGGCUUGGAGGAGUGAGGAAGAGUCCCCUGCAGCUGCUGCGUGACCUGGAGCAGGGUCCGCGCUCGGCGUUGGCAGAGGUGCACCAGCAGCGACGCGACCUGCUGCGCGGGGCCUGCAGCCGCCACACGCGCCGGCAGCGCUUGCUGCGGCCCGAGGACCUGCGGCACGUGCUGGUGGACGACGCGCACGAGCUGCUGUACUGCUACGUGCCCAAGGUGGCCUGCACCAACUGGAAGCGCGUGCUGCUGGCGCUGGGUGGCCGCGCGCGCGGAGACCCCCGCGCCAUCCCCGCGCACGAGGCUCACGCGCCGGGCCUCCUGCGCUCGCUGGCCGACUUCGACCCGGCGGAGAUCAACCGGCGCCUGCGCAACUACCUGGCCUUCCUGUUCGUGCGCGAACCCUUCGAGCGCCUGGCGUCGGCCUACCGCAACAAGUUCGCGCGGCCCUACAGCGCGGCCUUCCAGCGGCGCUACGGCACGCGCAUCGUGCGCCGCCUGCGGCCGCACGCUGACCCCGAAGCGCUGGCCCGCGGCCACGACGUGCGCUUCGCUGAGUUCCUGUCCUACCUGCUGGACCCGCGCACGCGCCGCCUCGAGCCCUUCAACGAGCACUGGGAGCGCGCGCACGCGCUCUGCCACCCGUGCCGUCUGCGCUACGACGUGGUGGGCAAGUUCGAGACCCUGGCCGAGGACGCGGCCUUCGUGCUGGGCUUGGUGGAUGCUCCGGGCCUGCGCUUCCCCGCGCCGCCACCGCGGCCCAAGGCCGUCCCCGCGCGCGAACAAGCCAAGCGUCUCUUCCAGGACAUCAGCCCCUUCUACCAGAGGCGCCUCUUCGACCUCUACAAGAUGGACUUCCUGCUCUUCAACUACUCCGUCCCCUCCUACCUGCGGCUGCAUUAG
Jaculus jaculus (lesser Egyptian jerboa) is the source of this 1029-nucleotide messenger RNA. It is a transcript of the gene Chst13, whose product is annotated as carbohydrate sulfotransferase 13. The coding region runs from base 1 to 1029 and encodes 342 amino acids. Gene Ontology annotation, biological process: carbohydrate biosynthetic process; proteoglycan biosynthetic process. Gene Ontology annotation, molecular function: sulfotransferase activity. The record is from RefSeq and is a predicted model, not a curated record. Gene Ontology annotation, cellular component: membrane. The transcript has 3 exons. NCBI's taxonomy places the organism in Eukaryota, Metazoa, Chordata, Mammalia, Rodentia, Dipodidae.